This is a messenger RNA of Phodopus roborovskii (desert hamster), 7668 nucleotides long. RefSeq names its product calcium voltage-gated channel subunit alpha1 E (gene Cacna1e). Gene Ontology annotation, biological process: chemical synaptic transmission; calcium ion import across plasma membrane. Bases 140 to 7504 code for a protein of 2454 amino acids. Gene Ontology annotation, molecular function: high voltage-gated calcium channel activity. The transcript has 49 exons. The record is from RefSeq and is a predicted model, not a curated record. Lineage: Eukaryota; Metazoa; Chordata; Mammalia; Rodentia; Cricetidae. Gene Ontology annotation, cellular component: membrane; neuronal cell body; voltage-gated calcium channel complex.
CCUCUUCUCCCUCCCUUCGUUCCCCUUCCCCCCACCCUUUUGCUCUUUUGAAACAAUUCAAUGAUGCCUCAGGAUUACUAGCAUACCCUCCUUCAGCCGAGCGCGGGACUCUGCAUUAAUUCAAGAGCAAUGUUCUGUGAUGGUGCCCGAGAUGCGAGGACUGAGCCCAGGCCGAAGGCUGCCCGAGCCCGCCCUGUGCCCGGCUGUGGGAGGGAGCCCUGAGCCUGGGGCUGCUGGCCGGCGUCGCCACGUCCUUGCCCUGCCCGAGGAGGAGGCAUGGCGGCCACAGCAGUGUGCCCUGCUAGAGGCAGAUGCCUCCGACGAGGUGGGCAUGCUGCCUGCCUCCCCACGCUCUGUGGUGGCUGGCUUCGACAACUUUUUCCCAGUGCAGGAGGGCGAGGGCCCGGGCUGGGAGGGCAGCGCCACGCUGGAUGCAGGCUCCAGCACCUUCAUUCCUGUGAGCCCAGAGGUCAUGAAGCGGAGGCGUGGGGGCCUCAUCGAGCAGCGGGACAUCAUCAAGGCCCACGAGGCACACAAGAUGCAGAGCACCCCGCAGGCCCGACGAAAGGAGUGGGAGAUGGCUCGCUUCGGGGAGGCAGUGGUCGUUGGCAGGCCGGGCUCAGGCGAUGGAGACUCGGACCAGAGCAGAAACCGACAAGGAACCCCUGUACCGGCCUCGGGGCCGGCAGCUGCCUACAAGCAGUCGAAAGCGCAGAGGGCGCGGACUAUGGCUUUGUACAACCCCAUUCCUGUCCGGCAGAACUGUUUCACGGUCAACAGAUCCCUGUUCAUCUUCGGAGAAGAUAACAUUGUCAGGAAAUAUGCCAAGAAGCUCAUCGAUUGGCCGCCAUUUGAGUAUAUGAUCCUGGCCACCAUCAUUGCCAACUGCAUCGUCUUGGCCCUGGAGCAGCAUCUUCCUGAGGAUGACAAGACCCCAAUGUCCCGAAGGCUGGAAAAGACAGAACCUUAUUUCAUUGGAAUCUUCUGCUUUGAAGCUGGGAUCAAAAUUGUGGCUCUAGGGUUCAUCUUCCAUAAGGGUUCAUAUCUCCGCAAUGGCUGGAAUGUCAUGGACUUCAUUGUGGUCCUCAGUGGCAUCCUGGCCACUGCAGGAACCCACUUCAACACCCAUGUGGACCUGCGGACCCUCCGGGCUGUGCGCGUCUUGAGGCCCUUAAAGCUCGUGUCAGGAAUACCUAGCCUACAGAUUGUGUUGAAGUCCAUCAUGAAGGCCAUGGUGCCUCUUCUGCAGAUUGGCCUUCUGCUCUUCUUUGCCAUCCUCAUGUUCGCCAUCAUUGGCUUGGAGUUCUACAGUGGCAAGUUACAUCGAGCAUGCUUCAUGAACAAUUCAGGUAUUCUAGAGGGAUUCGAUCCUCCCCACCCAUGUGGUGUGCAGGGCUGCCCAGCUGGUUAUGAAUGUAAGGACUGGAUUGGCCCCAAUGACGGGAUCACCCAGUUUGACAACAUCCUUUUUGCCGUGCUGACUGUCUUCCAAUGCAUCACAAUGGAAGGGUGGACCACUGUGCUGUACAAUACCAAUGAUGCCUUAGGAGCCACCUGGAAUUGGCUGUACUUCAUCCCCCUCAUCAUCAUUGGAUCCUUCUUUGUUCUCAACCUUGUCCUGGGAGUACUGUCAGGGGAAUUUGCCAAAGAAAGAGAGAGAGUGGAGAACCGAAGAGCAUUCAUGAAGCUUCGGCGCCAGCAACAGAUCGAGCGAGAGUUGAAUGGCUACCGUGCCUGGAUAGACAAAGCAGAGGAAGUCAUGCUUGCCGAAGAAAAUAAAAACGCUGGAACAUCAGCCUUGGAAGUGCUUCGAAGGGCAACCAUCAAAAGGAGCCGGACGGAGGCCAUGACCCGAGACUCCAGCGAUGAGCACUGCGUUGAUAUCUCUUCUGUGGGCACGCCUCUUGCCAGAGCCAGUAUCAAGAGCACAAAGGUAGACGGAGCCUCCUAUUUCCGGCACAAGGAACGGCUUCUACGUAUCUCUAUCCGCCACAUGGUCAAAUCCCAAGUGUUUUACUGGAUCGUCCUGAGUGUUGUGGCUCUCAAUACUGCCUGUGUGGCCAUUGUUCAUCACAACCAGCCCCAGUGGCUCACUCACCUCCUCUACUAUGCAGAAUUUUUGUUUCUGGGACUUUUCCUAUUGGAGAUGUCCCUGAAGAUGUAUGGCAUGGGGCCACGCCUUUAUUUUCACUCUUCAUUCAACUGCUUUGAUUUUGGGGUCACAGUGGGCAGCAUCUUUGAGGUGGUCUGGGCAAUCUUCAGACCUGGUACAUCUUUUGGAAUCAGUGUCUUACGAGCUCUCCGGCUCUUAAGGAUAUUUAAAAUAACCAAGUAUUGGGCAUCCCUCCGAAAUCUGGUUGUCUCCUUGAUGAGCUCCAUGAAGUCAAUCAUCAGCUUGCUCUUCCUCCUUUUCCUCUUCAUCGUUGUCUUUGCUCUCCUAGGAAUGCAGCUCUUUGGAGGCAGGUUUAACUUUAAUGAUGGGACUCCUUCGGCUAAUUUUGACACCUUUCCUGCAGCUAUCAUGACAGUGUUCCAGAUCCUGACAGGAGAAGAUUGGAAUGAGGUGAUGUAUAAUGGCAUCCGCUCCCAGGGUGGGGUCAGCUCAGGCAUGUGGUCUGCCAUCUACUUUAUUGUGCUCACCUUGUUUGGAAACUACACACUGCUGAAUGUAUUCUUGGCCAUUGCUGUGGACAAUCUGGCCAAUGCCCAGGAAUUGACCAAGGAUGAGCAAGAGGAGGAAGAAGCCUUCAACCAGAAACACGCACUACAGAAGGCAAAGGAGGUUAGCCCGAUGUCUGCACCCAACAUGCCUUCUAUUGAAAGAGACAGAAGGAGAAGACACCACAUGUCGAUGUGGGAGCCGCGCAGCAGCCACCUGAGGGAGCGGAGGCGCCGGCACCACAUGUCUGUGUGGGAACAACGCACCAGCCAGUUGAGGAGACACAUGCAAAUGUCCAGCCAAGAAGCUCUCAACAAAGAGGAGGCCCCGCCGAUGAACCCCCUCAAUCCACUCAAUCCACUGAGCCCUCUCAACCCACUCAAUGCUCACCCCAGCCUCUAUCGGAGGCCCAGGCCCAUUGAGGGCCUAGCCCUGGGCCUGGGUCUUGAGAAGUGUGAAGAGGAGCGCAUUAGCCGUGGGGGUUCCCUCAAGGGCGAUAUAGGGGGCCUGACCAGUGCCCUGGACAACCAGAGGAGCCCCUUGUCCUUAGGCAAACGGGAGCCACCUUGGCUGCCCAGAUCCUGUCAUGGAAACUGUGAUCCAACCCAGCAGGAGGCUGGGGGAGGAGAGACAGUGGUGACUUUUGAGGACCGGGCCAGGCAUAGGCAGAGCCAGAGGCGCAGCCGCCAUCGCCGUGUCAGGACUGAGGGCAAGGAGUCUGCCUCCGUCUCCCGGAGCAGGUCUGCCAGCCAGGAGCGGAGUCUGGAUGAAGGGGUGUCCAUUGAGGAGGAGAAAGAACACGAGCCUCAGGGUAGCCACAGGAGCAAGGAGCCGACCAUCCAUGAAGAGGAGAGAACCCAGGACUUAAGGAGGACCAACAGUCUGAUGGUACCCAGGGGCUCUGGACUGAUGGGAGCUCUUGAUGAGGCAGAAACUCCUCUCGUCCAACCCCAACCCGAGUUGGAAGUAGGGAAGGAUGCAGCUCUGACGGAGCAGGAGGCUGAAGGCAGCAGUGAGCAAGCCCUGCUUGGAGAUGUUCAGCUGGAUGUGGGCCGGGGCAUUAGCCAGAGUGAACCUGACCUCUCUUGCAUGACAGCCAACAUGGACAAGGCUACCACAGAGAGCACCAGUGUCACAGUUGCCAUCCCCGAUGUUGACCCCUUGGUGGAUUCAACAGUGGUGCACAUUAGCAACAAGACUGAUGGAGAAGCCAGUCCCUUGAAGGAGGCAGAAACCAAAGAGGAAGAAGAAGAGGUGGAGAAGAAGAAGGAGAAGCGAGAGACAGGCAAAGCCAUGGUGCCCCAUAGCUCCAUGUUCAUCUUCAGCACCACUAACCCGAUCCGCAGGGCCUGCCACUAUAUUGUGAACCUACGCUAUUUUGAGAUGUGCAUCCUCCUGGUGAUUGCGGCAAGCAGCAUUGCCCUGGCAGCCGAGGACCCUGUUCUGACCAAUUCGGAGCGCAACAAAGUCCUGAGAUAUUUCGACUAUGUUUUCACAGGCGUGUUUACCUUUGAGAUGGUUAUAAAGAUGAUAGACCAAGGCUUGAUCCUGCAGGAUGGAUCCUACUUCCGAGAUCUCUGGAAUAUCCUGGACUUUGUGGUAGUGGUUGGUGCAUUGGUAGCCUUUGCUCUGGCAACCAACAAGGGGCGGGACAUCAAGACUAUCAAGUCUCUGAGGGUACUCCGAGUUCUGAGACCACUGAAAACCAUCAAGCGCUUACCCAAGCUGAAGGCCGUGUUUGACUGUGUAGUGACCUCCUUGAAGAAUGUCUUCAACAUACUCAUUGUCUACAAGCUCUUCAUGUUCAUCUUUGCCGUCAUCGCCGUUCAGCUAUUCAAGGGAAAGUUCUUUUAUUGUACCGACAGUUCGAAGGACACAGAGAAGGAGUGCAUAGGCAACUAUGUAGAUCAUGAGAAAAACAAGAUGGAGGUAAAGGGCCGGGAAUGGAAGCGUCAUGAAUUCCACUACGACAACAUCAUCUGGGCCCUACUGACCCUCUUCACUGUCUCCACAGGGGAAGGGUGGCCUCAGGUCCUGCAGCAUUCUGUAGAUGUGACAGAGGAAGACAGAGGCCCAAGCCGCAGCAACCGCAUGGAGAUGUCCAUCUUUUAUGUGGUCUACUUUGUGGUGUUCCCUUUCUUCUUCGUCAAUAUCUUCGUGGCUCUCAUCAUCAUCACCUUCCAGGAGCAAGGGGAUAAGAUGAUGGAGGAGUGUAGCCUAGAAAAGAAUGAGCGGGCAUGCAUUGACUUCGCCAUUAGUGCAAAACCCCUCACCCGCUACAUGCCACAGAACAGGCACACCUUCCAGUACCGAGUGUGGCACUUUGUGGUAUCUCCAUCCUUUGAGUAUACCAUCAUGGCCAUGAUCGCCUUGAACACUGUUGUGCUGAUGAUGAAGUACUAUUCUGCUCCUUGCACCUAUGAACUUGCACUAAAGUACCUGAACAUUGCCUUCACCAUGGUGUUUUCCCUGGAAUGUGUCCUAAAGGUCAUCGCUUUUGGCUUCCUGAACUAUUUCCGAGAUACCUGGAACAUCUUUGACUUCAUCACAGUGAUUGGCAGUAUCACAGAAAUUAUCCUGACAGACAGCAAGCUGGUGAACACCAGUGGCUUCAACAUGAGCUUUCUGAAGCUCUUCCGAGCUGCGCGCCUCAUAAAGCUCCUGCGGCAGGGCUACACCAUCCGAAUUUUACUGUGGACCUUUGUGCAGUCCUUUAAGGCUCUUCCCUAUGUCUGCCUUCUGAUUGCCAUGCUUUUCUUCAUCUAUGCCAUUAUUGGGAUGCAGGUAUUUGGAAACAUAAAACUAGAUGAGGAGAGCCACAUCAACCGGCACAACAACUUCCGGAGUUUCUUUGGGUCCCUCAUGCUGCUCUUCAGGAGUGCUACGGGGGAGGCUUGGCAGGAGAUAAUGCUGUCCUGUCUCGGCGAGAAGGGCUGUGAGCCUGAUACCACUGCACCCUCGGGGCAGAACGAGAGUGAGCGCUGUGGCACUGACCUGGCCUACGUUUACUUUGUCUCCUUCAUCUUCUUCUGCUCUUUCCUGAUGCUCAACCUGUUCGUGGCUGUCAUCAUGGACAACUUUGAGUACCUGACUCGAGAUUCCUCUAUCCUGGGGCCUCACCACUUGGAUGAGUUUGUCCGUGUCUGGGCAGAGUAUGACAGAGCAGCAUGCGGCAGGAUCCCGUAUAAGGAUAUGUACAAAUUAGUGCGGGUGAUCUCACCUCCUCUGGGCCUGGGAGAGAACUGCCCCUACAGGGUGGCUUGCAAGAGGUUGGUCCUGAUGAACAUGCCAGUGGCUGAGGACAUGACAGUCCACUUCACUUCCACACUUAUGGCUCUGAUCCGGACAGCUUUGGACAUUAAAAUUGCCAAAGGUGGUGCAGACAGACAGCAGCUAGACUCAGAACUACAAAAAGAAACCCUGGCCAUUUGGCCUCACCUGUCCCAGAAGAUGCUGGAUCUACUUGUGCCCAUGCCCAAAGCCUCUGACCUGACAGUGGGCAAAAUCUAUGCAGCAAUGAUGAUUAUGGACUACUAUAAACAGAGCAAGGUGAAGAAGCAGAGGCAGCAGCUGGAGGAACAGAAAAAUGCACCCAUGUUCCAGCGCAUGGAGCCCUCAUCACUGCCUCAGGAGAUCAUUGCUAAUGCCAAAGCCCUGCCGUAUCUCCAGCAGGACCCUGCUCCAGGCCUGAGUGGUCGGAGUGGAUACCCUUCAAUGAGUCCACUCUCCCCCCAAGAAAUAUUCCAGUUGGCUUGUAUGGAUCCAGCUGAUGAUGGACAAUUCCAGGAACAGCAAUCUCUGGAGCCAGAGGUUAGUGAAUUAAAAAGUGUGCAGUCCUCUAGCCAUGGCAUCUACCUUCCUCCGGACACCCAGAAGCAUGCGGGAUCUGGGAGGGCCUCCUCUAUGCCACGUCUGACUAUGGACCCCCAGGUGGUAACAGACCCUAGCUCUAUGCGACGAUCAUUUUCUACAAUUCGGGAUAAGCGUUCAAAUUCCUCAUGGUUGGAGGAGUUCUCCAUGGAGCGUAGCAGUGAAAAUACCUAUAAGUCACGGCGUAGAAGUUACCAUUCCUCCCUGAGGCUGUCUGCCCACCGCCUGAAUUCUGACUCUGGCCACAAGUCUGACACUCACCGCUCAGGAGGCAGGGAGAGAGGCCGAUCCAAAGAGAGAAAGCACCUACUCUCCCCUGAUGUCUCUCGCUGCAACUCGGAAGAGCGAGGGACCCAGGCUGACUGGGAGUCCCCGGAGCGUCGCCAGUCCAGGUCACCCAGCGAGGGAAGGUCACAGACCCCCAACAGACAGGGCACUGGUUCCCUGAGUGAGAGCUCCAUUCCCUCUAUCUCUGACACCAGCACCCCAAGACGAAGUCGUCGCCAGCUCCCACCUGUGCCACCAAAGCCUCGGCCCCUCCUCUCCUACAGCUCCCUGAUGAGACACACUGGUGGCAUCUCUCCACCUCCUGAUGGAAGUGAGGGAGGUUCCCCACUGGCCUCUCAAGCCCUGGAGAGCAACAGCGCUUGCCUGACCGAGUCUUCCAACUCCUUGCACCCCCAGCGGGACCAGCAUCCUUCCCCACAGCACUACAUCUCCGAGCCCUACCUGGCCCUCCAUGAAGACUCCCACGCCUCAGACUGUGGCGAGGAGGAGACACUCACCUUUGAGGCAGCCGUGGCUACUAGCUUGGGCAGGUCCAACACCAUUGGCUCUGCCCCACCCCUGCGGCACAGCUGGCAGAUGCCUAAUGGGCACUAUCGGCGGCGGAGGCGUGGGGGACCUGGGCCUGGCAUGAUGUGUGGAGCUGUCAGUGACCUCCUGAGUGACACGGAAGAAGACGAUAAGUGCUAGAGGCUGCCAACCCCUCCGAUGCAUGCUCUUCUCUCACAGGGAGAAAACCAAGACCAAAUUGGGAAGCCAGUGCGGCCCGGGGGGGAGGAAGAGGGAGAAGGAAGAUGGAAAAUGGACGCCAUGCAUCCUCGGAGAAGAGGAAGUAAAAGACAGAUGGAAAACCA